Molecule: messenger RNA, 580 nt
Organism: Grammomys surdaster
Lineage: Eukaryota; Metazoa; Chordata; Mammalia; Rodentia; Muridae
Gene: Grifin
Product: galectin-related inter-fiber protein
Exons: 5
Coding region: 1-435 (144 amino acids)
Molecular function (GO): carbohydrate binding
Source: RefSeq, a predicted model, not a curated record
AUGGCGUUGCAGUUCGAAGCCUUCUGUGCAGGCGGCCUGGCCCCUGGCUGGAGCCUGACGGUACAGGGACAUGCAGAUGCUGGAGAAGAUAAGUUUGAGAUCAACUUCUUAACAGAUGCAGGAGACAUCGCCUUCCACGUCAAACCUCGAUUCUCCAGCGCCACGGUGGUGGGCAAUGCCUUCCAGGGAGGACGAUGGGGACAGGAGGAGGUGUCCAGCGUGUUCCCGCUGGCCCUGGGAGAGCCCUUUGAGAUGGAGGUGAGCGCAGACGCAGAACACUUUCAUAUUUACGCCCAGGAACAAAAGGUACUCCAGUUCCCACAUCGUCACCGACCGCUGGCCACCAUCACCAGAGUGAGAGUGCUCAGUGACCAUCGGCUGGCCCAGGUGGAGCUGGCCAAGCGGAGCCUGAGCUGGGGGGAUGGGGGCUACUGAGUGGACUGGACCACACAGCCUGCCAGAGCCAGCCUUGGCUGUCCUGUAUCUCCUGCCACCUGGAGCCACACACUAUAUAUUAUAGAUGCUGGGAAGCUGAGGCUCUGUGUGAACCCCUAACCUUACCUUCAAUAAAGUAUGAGCA